UGGGGGGAGUCCUGGGCCUGUGCACCGCGGCCAGCUGGAUCCCCUGCCUGUGUGGCAGUGCACCAUGCCUGCUGUGCCCGCUGCUGCCCAAGUGGGAACAAUUCCACGGUCACUCGGCUUAUCUAUGCUGCCUUUUUACUUCUUGGAGUUGCAGUUGCCUGCGUAAUGUUGAUUCCAGGAAUGGAGGAACAUCUCAAAAAGAUUCCUGGCUUUUGUGAGGAUGGAAUGGGUUCAUCAAUUCCAGGAGUAAGUGGCCAUGUUAACUGUGACGUGCUGGUUGGAUACAAAGCUGUAUACCGUGUGUGCUUUGGGAUGGCCAUGUUUUUCCUCCUCUUUUCUCUUCUUAUGAUUAAAGUGAAGAGUAGCCAGGAUCCCCGAGCUUCUGUACAUAAUGGCUUUUGGUUCUUUAAGUUUGCUGCAGCCAUUGCAAUUACUGUUGGUGCAUUUUUCAUCCCAGAAGGACCCUUUACAACAGUCUGGUUCUAUGUUGGUAUGGGUGGUGCAUUUUGCUUCAUUCUUAUUCAGCUUGUACUGCUGAUUGAUUUUGCUCACUCAUGGAAUGAAUCCUGGGUUGAAAAGAUGGAAGAGGGGAAUUCUCGAUGCUGGUACGCAGCUUUGCUCUCAGCUACUGGCAUUAACUAUGCCUUAUCACUGGUUGCAAUAGUGCUUUUCUAUGUCUACUACACUCAUCCCGAAGGCUGUGCUGAAAACAAAGCUUUUAUCAGCGUGAAUAUGAUUUUGUGUAUCGGAGCCUCUGUAAUGUCUGUUCUACCUAAGAUCCAGGAAUCUCAGCCUAGAUCCGGUCUUCUACAAUCAUCUGUGAUAACCAUUUACACAAUGUAUCUGACCUGGUCAGCCAUGACUAAUGAACCAGAUCGCAAAUGCAAUCCAAGCCUGCUUGGCAUAAUUGGAUACAAUACCACAACUACUCCAGGACAGGUUCAGGUUGUGCAAUGGUGGGAUGCUCAAGGAAUUGUGGGACUUGUCCUCUUUCUGCUCUGCGUCCUGUACUCCAGUAUUCGGACCUCAAAUAACAGCCAAGUUAACAAGCUGACUUUGACCAGUGAUGAGUCCACACUUAUAGAGGAUGGAACCAGGAGUGAUGGUUCUCUAAGUGACUCUGAUGAUGCUCAUCGUGCUGUUGACAAUGAACGUGAUGGGGUUACCUACAGCUAUUCCUUCUUUCACUUCAUGCUUUUCCUGGCUUCACUCUAUAUUAUGAUGACCCUUACUAACUGGUACAGUCCUGACUCUACUUAUGAGAUGAUGACUAGUAAGUGGCCUUCGGUCUGGGUGAAGAUCUCUUCUAGCUGGGUGUGCAUUGUUCUGUACGUGUGGACACUUGUUGCUCCAUUGGUGUUAACCAAUCGUGACUUUGAUUAG
Messenger RNA from Staurois parvus, 1383 nucleotides. The record is from the annotation of a GenBank genome assembly. NCBI's taxonomy places the organism in Eukaryota, Metazoa, Chordata, Amphibia, Anura, Ranidae.